ACCUGUUUUUUCUUUUUCUAAAAAACAAACUUGUUUUAUUAUCCUACUUUCUUUUUUAUUAUUGUUGUGCAUAUUUUAGAGGCCAUGUCUCUUUGUCCCAAAAGGCGGCCUUGAUCAAGUACUAUUCUUAAGAUUAUUAGUAUUUUCCUAGUAGUCGAAUAUGGUGUGAAGAACUAUGAAAAUGAAACCUUUUUUGGAGUCUUUCAGUUUCUAUUUACUUUGAGGAUUACAAAGCCUGAAAUGAUUUUCGUCGUUUUCCAUGAAAUUUUAAGUUUAAAGAGUCAAGCUUGAGCGGCUGAAAUAUAAAUAAUAAUAUUAAUAAUAGAUAAAGGAGUGGUAUUUGAAUAAAUACAGAGACAGAAGCUCUGUUCAGUUGAAACCUAAGCUAAGCUGCCUUCUAACAGGUAGAAAUCAUGGGUGCCGGAGGAAAAAUGAGCGUCCCAGCCACCAACGGUGACAUCGAAAAAAAACACGAUAGAGCCCCUCACUCAAAGCCUCCUUUCACCCUCAGUGAGAUCAAGAAAGUGGUACCUCCACACUGCUUCAAGAGAUCCCUUGUCCGAUCCUUCUCUUAUGUAGUUGCUGAUAUUUUCUUCAUCUCUCUGUUCUAUUACAUUGCCAGCUCUUACUUUCACCUUAUUCCGAAGCCUUUGUCCUACUUUGCCUGGCCAGUCUAUUGGUAUUUCCAAGGAUGUGUGAUCACCGGAAUUUGGGUUCUUGCUCAUGAGUGUGGUCACCAUGCUUUCAGUGACUACCCGUGGCUCGACGAUACAGUUGGUUUCAUCCUCCACUCGGCCAUUGUGGUGCCUUACUUUUCGUGGAAGUACAGUCACAGGCGCCACCACUCCAACACGAACUCUAUCGAGAAGGAUGAGGUGUUUGUUCCGAAGCCUAAAACCACCAUUCCGUGGUACUACACUUACAUAGACAAUCCACCAGGAAGAAUGAUGAUACUUGCGGUGACACUUCUUCUUGGAUGGCCUUUGUACUUGGCUUGCAAUGUCGCGGGAAGACCUUAUGAUCGGUAUGCCUCCCACUUUGAUCCGUACAGCCCCAUAUACAAUAACCGCGAGAGGCUUCAGAUCUUCAUGUCGGAUGCAGGAGUUCUGGCAAUGUCGUAUGUGCUCUAUCGUAUUGCUCUGGUUGAAGGAUUCUCCUGGAUCAUAUGCUAUUUUACGAUGCCUUUACUUGUUACAAAUGCAUUCCUCGUUUCAAUCACGUACCUGCAGCAUACUCAUCCUUCACUCCCACAUUAUGAUUCUUCAGAAUGGGAGUGGCUCAAGGGAGCUCUGGCAACGGUUGACAGAGAUUACGGAGUUUUGAACAAGGUUUUCCAUCACAUUACAGACACCCAUGUAGCUCAUCAUCUCUUCUCCAAUAUGCCACAUUAUCAUGCUACGGAGGCAACAGAGGCAAUAAAACCCAUGCUCGGGGAAUAUUACCAGUCCGAUAGCCUUCCGUUCUAUAAAGCUCUGUGGAGGGAAGGAAAAGAGUGUCUCUAUGUGCAAGAAGACGAAGAUACUCCAGAUAAAGGGGUGUAUUGGUACAAGAACAAGUAUUAGCAUUUGGUUAGUCAAUAUGCAGAAAUUUGUAUCAGUAGGUACGAGUAUUGUUACUUGGUUCUAUGGAAAAAAAUAAAUCUUCCUUUCAACAA
Daucus carota subsp. sativus is the source of this 1654-nucleotide messenger RNA. RefSeq names its product delta(12)-fatty-acid desaturase FAD2. Gene Ontology annotation, molecular function: oxidoreductase activity, acting on paired donors, with oxidation of a pair of donors resulting in the reduction of molecular oxygen to two molecules of water. The transcript is spliced from 2 exons. Lineage: Eukaryota; Viridiplantae; Streptophyta; Magnoliopsida; Apiales; Apiaceae. Gene Ontology annotation, biological process: lipid metabolic process. The record is from RefSeq and is a predicted model, not a curated record. Bases 414 to 1562 code for a protein of 382 amino acids.